AUGGGAGCGUGCAUGUCAAAGUCGACAGACGGGCCGCCCGCGAAAGGCGGCGGCACGGCCGCGGCCAAGCGGAGCCGCAGCCAGAAAAUAGCCAAAGGUGCGAGGGCCGCGGAGGAGAAAGAGGCGGCGGCCGGCGCGGGCUCCGGAGACAGGUCGCAGACGGGCCACACGACGGACUCGAGCUCGGGCGCGGAGGAAAAGGCCGCGACGAGCGCCAAGGGCGCGGCGCCGGACCGGCCGCGGUUGGGCGGCGCUGUGCCAGACAAUAGCAAGCGGCAGCAGUCAGUAGUAUCGUCUAACAGCGGCGGUUCCACGGGUCCAUCCAUGGGCUCGCUGUCGAAGUCUGGCGGCGGGUCAACGGACUCGAACCGCGCGCUGAAAGUGCUGCUGCUGGGCUCCGGCGAGAGCGGCAAGUCCACAGUGCUCCAGCAGCUCAAGAUCCUGCACCAGAACGGCUUUUCCAACGAAGAGCUGUUGGAGUUUAAACCCUUUAUUUUUGACAAUAUCAUCGAGACUGGCAAAGACAUCAUCAACGCGCGUCUCAAGUUCCACGCAACGCUGGAGCCCGAGUCCGGUCUCUCAGAAGAGGACCUCCAGGGUGUCCUGAACUUCAACACGCCCGGCGCGCAACUGCAGCAGUUCCCGGCAGACCUGCAAAAGACACUGUCAAAUCUGUGGUCGCUGCCCUCUACACAGGAGCUCAUCACCGGCGAGCACAGGUCGUCCUUCUACCUGAUGGACUCGGCAAGGUACUUCAUGGACAAUCUGCCCAGGGUUGCUGCCGAAAACUACAAGCCAACCGUCAGGGACGUGCUUCUGUCCAGGAAAAAGACCUCCGGUAUCUUCGACACCUUGGUUGAAAUGGACUCGAAUCUCAAAUUGCACAUAUACGACGUGGGCGGUCAAAGAAGUGAGCGCAAGAAGUGGAUUCAUUGUUUCGACAAUGUUACGUUGAUCAUCUUUUGCGUUUCGCUCUCUGAGUUCGACCAAACCCUGCUAGAAGACAAAUCACAAAACAGACUAGAAGAAUCAUUGAUCUUGUUUGACUCUGUUGUUAACAGCAGGUGGUUUGCGAGAGCGUCAAUAGUUUUGUUUUUGAACAAGAUUGACGUGUUCGCCGAAAAAAUCCAGCAUGUUCCUCUUGAGAGGUUCUUUCCCGACUACACAGGUGGCCAAGACAUCAACAAGGCUGCUAAGUACAUUUUGUGGAGAUUUGUUCAGCUCAAUAGAGCCCACUUGAACAUAUACCCACACGUCACACAGGCCACAGACACUUCAAAUAUCAAGUUGGUGUUUGCAGCCAUCAAAGAAACCAUCUUGGAGAACAGUUUGAAGGAUUCAGGAGUAUUAUGA
Messenger RNA from Lachancea thermotolerans CBS 6340, 1353 nucleotides. RefSeq names its product guanine nucleotide-binding protein subunit alpha (gene GPA2). NCBI's taxonomy places the organism in Eukaryota, Fungi, Ascomycota, Saccharomycetes, Saccharomycetales, Saccharomycetaceae. Gene Ontology annotation, biological process: adenylate cyclase-activating G protein-coupled receptor signaling pathway. Gene Ontology annotation, cellular component: heterotrimeric G-protein complex. The record is from RefSeq and is a predicted model, not a curated record. Gene Ontology annotation, molecular function: G protein-coupled receptor binding; GTP binding; GTPase activity. The transcript has a single exon. Bases 1 to 1353 code for a protein of 450 amino acids.